This is a messenger RNA of Suillus fuscotomentosus, 1495 nucleotides long. RefSeq lists its product as uncharacterized. The record is from RefSeq and is a predicted model, not a curated record. Bases 141 to 1322 code for a protein of 393 amino acids. The transcript has 3 exons. NCBI's taxonomy places the organism in Eukaryota, Fungi, Basidiomycota, Agaricomycetes, Boletales, Suillaceae.
GGUUCAUGAUUCCCUUUCUAAGCAUCCGACUGUCUAGUUGUCAAUCCACAAACGUUUCUUUCCGUUUCCUCAGUCAACGCCCGCCAUCCCAUCAUAUUAAUUUGAAAAGGCGUAGUAUCAGAGACUUCAGUGGUUAGGAGAUGUACAGUGAGCUUGACAUCAUGGGGGACUCUCCUAUUCGACGACUGUCCACCACUAGCUCAAACAGUAGCCUGAAGCGAGAAGAGGAUCUCAUCAAUGCCUACGAAGCAGAGGAAGAACGGAUCAUCAACGUAUUGUCCCGCAAACUCGAGCAGCUUCGUGAGGAGAAAAUUCAACUCGAAAACGCGCUCGAAGCAGAGUCGGAAUCUCAUGUGAAUAGGCUUGGUCGGGAAUUGUCUGCACUACGGCUUCAGCAGCAGCAGCAACAGCAAUCUGGGACGAAUGGGAUCGCCGCUUCCCCAGAUAACAGGGUGGGAGUUCCGACGUUUAUGGCUGGUCGAGAACCUAUGAUUCCAAGUGCAGAAGUCAUGCUGGAAACCAUGAGACGAGAGAACGAGCAAUUGCGCAACCGCCUAGUCGAUACAGAAAGAGACUAUGUGCGGGUAUCGCGGUUAAACGAAGUGUAUCGUGAAGAGCUCCUUGAACACAGGAGACGGCUCGGUCUGUCAGUCGACAACCUUGUCGGCCUGUCCUCGGCAGACCCAUAUUCGCAGCCUACGCAUCGGCGAUCUGUAUCUAAUCUAUCAUCGCCCAGCACAUCUGCGACACAGCCUUCGCAAGCAAUCCAUGGUGUCCCUAUCCCUCGACCUUCCUCCUCGAUACGGCGCCCAACGAACAAUGUGUCAGAAAGCAAUACACCGUUAUCGCAUUCUCCUUCCUCGACAGAGUCACCCUUCCCAUUCUCGCCUAUUGUCGGAACAAAUCCUACAAGUUAUGUCAGUAAUGGGACGCCUAUGACGACGCCACCAUCGUCUGCUUCGUUAACGUCAAAUCCUCCAUCAACGUUCACUAUUCCUCAUAUGUUGUCCUAUCCCUCAGUGCCACCACCAUCACUGUCUUCUUCGUACGGGUCGCCUGUGGUGUCAUACAUACCGCAUCGCGACCACUCACUGUCACCUGUGGUCCCUUUAAGUAGGCGCGGUUCGAACGCACGAGGAAACAUUGAGCGUCGUUUCGUGGACCCAGUAGGUGUCAGCAAUAAUAGAAGUCGGAGCAGACACGGGAGCAUUGAAAGGGGUGCACGCGUUGCGGAGACAGGGCAAUUGAUUCCUCGCUCUCGCCGUGAGAGUCAAAACGUUUCAGCCACGUCAUCGGAUGUAUCUGCGACAGCGGAGGGAUGACUUGGACAAUCCACAUGAAAGUUUGUAGCUUCACUUUCUGAUUUUUCCAACGCUACCAUCGUUUGUAUGCUAUCUUUGUUACUGGAGAGCUCAUGUAUGUAAUAAUGUUCGGUCCCGUCCCGAUCGGUCGAACAAUGUGCUAUUAUGUACCAAAUGGGGAAUUUGCGCCCGUG